AUGGACUUUGUGAAGAAGUGUAAGAGGGUAUGCAGAAGCAGCAAGAGAUUGCAUGCUGAAAAAGAAGACAUUGGCAAAUACGGUAAAUUGUCAGAGAAGCACAUGCAAAAGAAGAAGAAGAAGAAGAAUAAGCCUCAAGUGGCUCCGCAGGGUUGUCUUUUUGUCUACGUUGGACCUGAGAGACAAAGAUUCGUAAUAAAGAUCAAGCUCACAAACAACCCUUUGUUCAAGACUCUUUUGGAUGCUGCUGAGAAUGAAUAUGGUUCUAGAAACGAUGGUCCCCUAUGGUUACCUUGCAAUGUUGAUUUUUUCUCUGAGGCAUUGGCAGAGAUGGAGAGCCCUGAGGAUGAUAUGGGUUUUGUAGGUUGCAACUUUCCAAUGGGUCACAAGCAGAGCUCCUCAGUUUUCCACAGUCCAAUGUCUUAUCGUUCUAACCUGAGUUUUGCUGCCAAUUAUGAGCUUUUGUACUCCAUAUUGGGCCCGAACCUUGACAAGCUUCCUUCUCAGGAUGAAGCCAUCCAACUGUUCCAACUAUGGAAGAAAGAGCAUGGACGGGUCUACAAAGACCUAGAAGAGAUGGCAAAAAAAUUUGAAAUUUUCGUGUCCAAUUUGAAGUACAUAACAGAGUCUAAUGCAAAGAGAAGGUUUCCUUCUGACUACUGUCUUGGUUUGAACAAGUUUGCUGAUUGGAGCCCUAAGGAGCUCCAAGAAACCUACUUACAUAACCUUGAUAUGCCCACAGACAGUGGCAUGAAGCUCAAUGACUCAAACUGUAAUGCACCUUCAUCCUUGGACUGGAGGUCUUCAGGGGUUGUGACUGGAGUUAAGGACCAACGAAACUGUGGAAGUUGUUGGGCAUUCUCAGCCACGGGUGCCAUUGAAGGAAUAAAUGCAAUAUCUACAGGAAAACUUAUCAGUCUUUCGGAGCAAGAGCUUGUGGAUUGUGACCAUAUAAGCCACGGUUGUGACAUGGGAUGGGUGGAUAAAGCAUUCGAUUGGGUUAUAAAAAAUGGUGGAAUUGCUUUGGAACAUGAUUAUUCUUAUACUGGAAAGGAGGGUACAUGCAAAGCCUCAAAGAUUCCAAAGAGUGCAAGCAUUGAUAGAUAUGAUCACGUAGCACAAUCGGAUAAUGGACUGCUGUGUGCAACUAUUAAGCAGCCUAUUAGUGUGUGUCUGUAUGUAGCCACCGACUUUUUCCAUUACAAAUAUGGAAUCUAUGAUGGUCCUAACUGCCCAAUAAAUUCUACGGUUACAAAUCAUUGCGUGUUAAUAGUGGGAUAUGACUCGAAAGAUGGUGUGGAUUUUUGGAUCGUGAAGAAUCAAUGGAACACAACAUGGGGAAUGGAUGGUUAUAUGUGGAUCAAAAGAAACACUGGUUUACCAUUUGGGGUAUGUGCAAUAAAUGCAUGGGCUUAUAGCCCAAUUAAAUAUCAUUGA
This is a messenger RNA of Gastrolobium bilobum, 1437 nucleotides long. RefSeq names its product P34 probable thiol protease-like. Gene Ontology annotation, biological process: response to auxin. Gene Ontology annotation, cellular component: lysosome. The record is from RefSeq and is a predicted model, not a curated record. Gene Ontology annotation, molecular function: cysteine-type endopeptidase activity. Lineage: Eukaryota; Viridiplantae; Streptophyta; Magnoliopsida; Fabales; Fabaceae. The transcript has 5 exons. Bases 1 to 1437 code for a protein of 478 amino acids.